GCGCUGACGUGGACCACUUUACUGUGAGUUCGGCUCUCGGUCCCUAGGACGAGGGCUAGCCUUCCUUACUAACUCGUUACUAGCAAGCUGCCAAGGUUGGAUUUGGAAUCUCUAUCGAGGCUGGCGGCGAGGAGCUGCAAGAGCAACAGGAUGCUCUUGGCGGGCCCCAGGCAUCUCCUAAUAUCCCCUUCUGAGUCGCCAUCUCCGACAUAUUUGGAUGACUCUUUACAUAGAAGCUCCCCGCUCCCGCCAUCGUACGCCUAAUAUACAACAACCCUGCCACUCGGUCAUGGGCAUUCUACCUGUCCGCUGGGAGCACCGGCGCGCUGGCAACCUCGUGCGAUAUCAGUUAUUCUACCGCCUUGUUCUUACCAAGCCCAUCCCCCACAUAGGGGUGUGUGUGUGUGUGACAUGGGCAUUUCUCAGGCGGUUGGGGUCUGCAGACAUCAAUCAUCAUGGCUAUAGACUUUAUGAUCAUGCUCGUCAUUCGCCGCUCGGCGAGUGUCGGCCUCGGGCUCGGGCGAGAUGCCGAGCUCUGCCUCCUUUUAAAGAGCUUCUGGUGGAAACGGGCGAAAACGUGUAUAGUAGGGAUUGGACGACCACUAGAGAGGUGUCGGGACACCAUGACAUACGGACACACGACGGGGUCGGUGGUGGCCCGUGGUGUGACCGUCGACAAAAUCCUCCGGAAUGUAUCACGAAGCAUGUAAUUAUACCUGGCUGCUUAAUACGGGCAACCUCGAAGUGUAGAAAAAAAUAUAUCACGGCCACCUA
Molecule: messenger RNA, 774 nt
Organism: Durotheca rogersii
Lineage: Eukaryota; Fungi; Ascomycota; Sordariomycetes; Xylariales; Xylariaceae
Exons: 1
Source: RefSeq, a predicted model, not a curated record